Molecule: messenger RNA, 4045 nt
Organism: Solea senegalensis (Senegalese sole)
Lineage: Eukaryota; Metazoa; Chordata; Actinopteri; Pleuronectiformes; Soleidae
Gene: rcor2
Product: REST corepressor 2
Exons: 14
Coding region: 196-1791 (531 amino acids)
Biological process (GO): regulation of transcription by RNA polymerase II; negative regulation of DNA-templated transcription
Cellular component (GO): transcription regulator complex; histone deacetylase complex
Molecular function (GO): transcription corepressor activity
Source: RefSeq, a predicted model, not a curated record
CUCCCCGGCACUCACUCACGGCUGCUUCCAUCUAUCCAUGCAGUUCACUUCAUUGUAGUGACUGUGUUCAUCAAUUAAGCCGGUUUUACGCUCACUAGUUGUCUUUUUAGCACUUCCGAGUGGGACUGUAAACCGCGGACUAAAUCGCAGAGAAGUUUUGGGAGCGGGUUGAGCGGAGAGAACCGAAACACAGAUAUGCCCUCAGUGAUGGAGCGCUCGGGGGCCGGGGUCCUGUCCAGGAGCAGAGCCAAGACUGUAACCAACGGCAACAGCCAGCCACACUCUGAGGAAGAGAGCAGCGAUGAAGAGCAUGCUCAUGACAGUAUGAUCCGAGUGGGCGGAGACUACCAAGCUCAAAUCCCAGAGUUCAAACCAGACAGCCCAAACCGCUACAAUGAGAAAGACCAGAGGAGCAUGUUGGUGUGGUGUCCUAACAGUCAACUGUCUGAUGCAAUGUUGGACGAGUACAUCCUGAUGGCUAAAGAAAAACACGGAUACAACAUGGAGCAGGCCUUGGGCAUGUUGUUGUGGCACAAACAUGACGUGGAGCGCUCUCUGGCAGACCUCGCCAACUUCACCCCCUUCCCGGACGAGUGGACAGUUGAGGAUAAAGUGCUGUUUGAACAGGCCUUCAGUUUCCACGGCAAGAGCUUCCACCGCAUUCAACAAAUGCUGCCAGACAAGUUGAUCUCUAGCUUGGUAAAGUACUACUACAGCUGGAAGAAGACCAGAACCAGGACCUCAGUGAUGGACCGACAGGCCAGGAGACUGGUCAGCAAGAGAGAAAAAGAUGACAGUAAUGAAGACCUAGAAGAAGGAGACCCAGGCAGUGACAGUGACUUUGAGAUUGACAACAAGAAAGAGGCAGUGAAACAGAACCCCAGCAGCACCGGCUCUGAAAAGGUCAUCCCCAGUCGAUCUGGGCCGAUAAAGAAGGAGAAUAUUGGAGCUCAGUACCGCCACCACCCACUUAGAGCCCGGCGCAGGCCACCAAAAGGCAUGCACCUGGAACAGGGGGACAUCAUGUCGCUUUCAGCCUCUCAAGAUUCUGGAGUUUUAACAAUACGGCAGCUGGACACACAGUUGGUGUCACUAAAGAGACAAGUUCAGUCUAUUAAACAGAACAACAGUAUUUUGAAACAAAGUCUAAAUGAAGGUGUGGAUGGUCUCAAACCUGCGGAGCCUGCCCCAAAGAUGAACUCUCGUUGGACCACAGAGGAGCAGCUCCUGGCUGUGCAGGCCAUUCGACGUUAUGGUAAAGACUUUGUGGCCAUUGCAGAAGUGAUCGGGACCAAGACACCGGCUCAGGUGAGCUCAUUUUUCGUGAGCUACCGGCGCAGAUUCAACCUGGACGAGGUGCUGAGGGAGUGGGCGGCCGAGCAGGUGGCCACCAACCGAGACCAAAGGGACCACAGGAGGAGUAGCGAGGACAUCACUGCAACUACAGAUGGAGUUCCAGAGAAUGAUGAGGUCAAAAUGGAGGACUCUCCGUCAGAUGCUGCCGGCAGCUCCUCUUCUCCCUCUUCCACCCAGACCCUUUCAUCUCUCUCCCAGCCUCCUCCACUGCUACGUCCCGCGCCUCCCUCGGCUCCACCCAGCCUCCUGCGCCAGCCCCCGCCUCUCCAGACACGCCCACUCCAGAACCGAACGCCCCACAACCACCCUCCGCCUCCACUCAUCCGUCCUGCUGUGACCUCCUCUUCCUCCUCUGGCAGCUCCUCCUCCACUGCAGCAGGGCAGCUGCCUCCAUCACUGGUCGGGCACAAAGUGGAGCAAACCAACUCGCACUGAUAACACACACACACACACACACUGGUAGGAGUAGAGAUACACACAAACAUUAGCAUGCAGACACGCCGUCUCUCUCCUCUCAUUGCUCCUAGCCUUCUUAAGCAUCACAUGACCACAUUAUCAGUUAAAACACUCGGGUCACUGAGGUGACGACACGGCAAGAAGAGUGUAAGGGCCACUGAACUAGUUCACUAUGUGAAGGGGUGAUUAGAGAACCCUUUACUGUAGUGACAGACACCUACCUCCAGACCAUAGCUCUCUAGUGCAACAAACACACACACACACACAAACUAGCUGGGAACUGAAAAUGAACACUACCUACACACACGCCUCCAGGACUAAACAAAGACACACUGGAUCAUCAAGCUGUUGAGAAGCCAUGACCGCCAACAGCUAACCCAGCUGCUCGUCUCCAUGGCAACUGUUGAACAUCUGGAUUGUGGCAGAGUGUAGUAGAUCACACACACAUAACUAUAUUGUUGGUUUUGCUGAACAGGUAUCGUGUAUUCAAAUCACCAUCAGGAAAAAAAAAACUAACAAUAAAUAAAUGAGGGAAAGUGAAGAUGAAUGAAAAAGAGGAAGAGUUGCCCACAUCUGAGCCAAACCUGCUGCUCCUUGUGGUGAUCUCAAACUGGAAAUGAAGAAAUACACCUUUAUUCCCCCUUGUGCUUUAAACCUUGAAGAGCGGGAGAUCUCAGUUCUCCCUCUUCUCAUAGCCAUGUGUGUGACUAGUAUUAACUGGAAUGAUGUUUUUUUUCUUUUCUUUGACUAGACUUUUUAAAAGGUGAGCCCUAGAUAGUUAGUGGCUGUAAGUAGUUUAGAUAGUGCAUACUUUAUUAUUAUUAUAAUUCUGGUGGUAAUUAUUGACUUUUAACAUGUGACUGGACUAUUGACAUUUCAAUAAGACAUUUAGCCACAGCGUGUUUUCACUGGUUUCACUGAUGUUGAAGUCCCGCUGCUUCACAUCAAGGAGGAUUUUCAGUUUUCAGCACAACAAGGCACCAACCUCUGUGUAACAUGUGCGAUGCGACUGACUUUUAAUCUUUUUUUUUUUUCGUUUACGCUGAACUGAAAAAAAACAAAACAAAACUGAAAUGUUCUGCCAAAGUCGUGUUGUUGCUUUAAAAGCAUGUUGUGGUUUCUGUGUCUGCAGCUGUUGAGCCUCAGUGAGGAGUCUGACAUGGGACAAUGUUGGUUUACUGCCCUACAUGUUAGACACAUGGUAGGAAAUCAGGUUAUUUACUUUGCUGUGAGAGUUAAUCAGGUGGAGAGUGACACUGUAUGAAGCGAGCGAACACACACACGCACACACACCCCCAGCCUUGUUCUGUCCAUUUCACAACUGAACAUUUCUUUACUUACACAUUGACGUUUACAUAUUUACACAUUAAGCAGUCACGUUAAUUACAAGUUUCACGGGAGCUGAUAAGAUUUUUUUGCCUUUGGUUUCCAGGCCCUUGGUUUCCAGGCCAGCAGCUGAUGUUAAGCUCAGCUAAACAGACAGAUAUUUUCUCUCUGUGAUGCAAGACGGUAAAAAACAAACUAUUAAUUUAGGUCACUAUUUUCAUAGCACAUCCAAAAAACAUCACUGGCUGCUUAAAAUUGAAUUGUGGAUUAUUUUCAACCAAGAAUGUUGAGGUCAUUCCAAAAGAUGCACUGACGACUGACUAUGUGAAGUGGUUUGAGUGCAGUUAAGGCAGCUUUUUCUGUGGUACUUCAGAGUCUUGUGGAAUAAGUUCCUGCUCUAUUGAGUCAAACCGGUUGAUGAAUUUAGAGGAUGAACUGUCAGGGAAAUGUGAGCUGUGCCACAGAGCAGGUUUCUGCCGCGUUAAUGCUCCAUACUGAUGUUUACUGGUCUGUGUAUUUUUGUUUUUUGCCUCCUGAAGUUGUGGCACCAGACAACGUGAACAGGCAUAGGCGACUUAACAGUGUUUUCCUUGUUGUUAUUGUUUUUUGUCCUGUUGCUGCCUCUUUCUUCCCCUCACGUACCAGUGUAUCACUGCCUUCCUUACAAGCAGAUCUGGGAUCAGACAUCACGAAAACCCUUUGUUUGAACUGUGUUCAGUGCUGCUGCUCUCUCAGUCUCACCUCACAUGAAGCCUUCAGUGUUGACUUUAAUGAGAAGCAGUCUGUUGCUACAUUUGGCUUUAAAGUGGCUCGCCUUUUCAACUUUGCUUGGACUCCUUUGUUUCCAAAACUGCUUGUGUGUACUGUAUGUGAGAAGCUGUUUACAUUGUGGAAACCUUUUUGUUUU